AUGAUAUCGCACCGCCGUGGAUUCCGUAUUUCCCGGAAUGGCCCUGAAGGCCGCUACCAGGCAGGCGAUUGCACGGAUGGACAUAUCCGAACCCACGCCCAUACAGGAGAAAUCGAUCCCGCACCUGCUGGAGGGACGCGACCUUAUAGGCCAGGCACGCACCGGGUCCGGCAAGACCUUGCGUUCGCGUUCCCUAUGGUGGAGCAGUGCGACCCAUCAGUCCGGAAGAUUCAGGCGCUUGUGCUGGUUCCCACGAGGGAGCUGGCCAUUCAGGUGGCCAAAGUCACAGCAGCCCUGGCAUCGACGCGACGCCUCCGAGUCACGUUACUGUACGGCGGCCGGUCUUUAAGGCCGGAGCACACAGCGUUGAAGAACGGCGUCCACAUAGUAAUCGGCACGCCGGGCCGGACCCUCGACCAUGUACGCCAAGGCACCCUCGACCUGCGGUCCGUGCGAUUCAUGGUGCUGGAUGAAGCCGACGAGAUGCUGGACAGAGGCUUCGCCCGCGAUGUCGAGGCGAUCCUUGGAAAGACUCCCUCGGAACGCCAAACCGCACUCAUGUCUGCCACGAUGCCUGAGUGGGUUGCCAAGACCGCUGCCAAGCACCUGAAAGACCCCGUAACGGUCGAGGUGGACUCAGACUUGCAAUCCCUGCCUACGGUGGACCACCUUGUGUACACCAUCCGCAAGAGCGACAAGAUCGAGGUUCUCCAAGACCUGCUGAACGAGCGGCGCGGCGCUCUGGUCAUUGUCUUCGGCAAGACCAAGCACGGCGUCAAGAAGCUGGCGAAACAACUCGACGGCAUGGGCUAUCCCGUUGGAGCGCUUCAAGGCAACCUCAGCCAAAACGCCCGUGAGCGUGUGAUGAAGGACUUCCGUUCCGGCGACACCCCAAUCCUGGUUGCAACGAAUGUCGCGGCCAGAGGGCUGGACGUCGAAGGCAUCGAACAGGUCAUCAACUAUGACCUGCCGGACACAAAGCUGCUCUUCACACACCGGGUCGGCCGAACUGGCCGAAUGGGCCGCUCCGGCGAGGCGGUGACGCUUAUUACUUCGGAUGAAGAGCGGAAGUGGCGGGAGAUUGAGCGGGGCCUGGGCCGCCAUUUCAAACGCAUGCCAUGGAGUGUCGCCCGUCAGCAAGCGCAGCUUCAAAAGAGCUACGCGUAG
Molecule: messenger RNA, 1167 nt
Organism: Geodia barretti
Lineage: Eukaryota; Metazoa; Porifera; Demospongiae; Tetractinellida; Geodiidae
Source: the annotation of a GenBank genome assembly